CUCAAAGAGUAUAGAUUAGAUCAUCCUCCUCCUCAGAGGCGAUGUUGUUUAGUGGUGGUUCAGUAUUAAUAAUGCCCAGCAGCUUCUGCUCUCCCCUCACUCUUCUUCCUAUGAAACUCUCUCCCGCAGCAAUUCGAUCCUCAUCCUCUUCCGCCGGGUCGUCGUCGAAUUUCGAUCUGAGGACGUAUUGGACGACUCUGAUCACCGAGAUCAACCAGAAGCUGGAUGAGGCCAUACCGGUCAAGCACCCUGCCGGGAUCUACGAGGCUAUGAGAUACUCUGUCCUCGCACAAGGCGCCAAGCGUGCCUCUCCUGUUAUGUGUGUGGCGGCCUGCGAGCUCUUCGGUGGCGAUCGCCUCGCCGCUUUCCCCACCGCCUGUGCCCUAGAAAUGGUCCACGCGGCUUCGUUGAUACACGACGACCUCCCCUGUAUGGACGACGAUCCUGUGCGCAGAGGAAAGCCAUCUAACCACACUGUCUACGGCUCUGGCAUAGCCCUUCUCGCCGGUGACGCCCUCUUCCCUCUCGGCUUCCACCACAUUGUCUCCCACACGCCCCCUGAACUUGUUCCUCGAGCCACCAUCCUCAGAGUCAUCGCUGAGAUUGCCCGCACCGUCGGCUCCACUGGUAUGGCUGCAGGCCAGUACGUGGACCUUGAAGGAGGCCCCUUUCCUCCUUCCUUUGUUCAGGAGAAGAAAUUCGGAGCCAUGGGGGAAUGCUCCGCCGUGUGCGGAGGCCUCUUGGGCGGUGCCACUGAGGACGAGCUCGAGAGUCUCAGAAGGUACGGGAGAGCCGUCGGGAUGCUCUAUCAGGCAGUGGAUGACAUCACCGAGGAGAAGAACAAUGGAGCAGGGAAGGCAAUGGAGAUGGCUGAAGAGCUCAAGGAGAAGGCCAAGAAGGAGCUUCAAGUGUUUGACAACAAGUAUGGAGGAGGAGACACACUUGUUCCUCUCUACACCUUCGUUGACUACGCUGCUCAUCGACAUUUUCUUCUUCCCCUCUGAAUUUUGGGCCUCUCUUUUCCAUAUGGGCCUUUCACCCUUCUAAUGGACCCUUGUGUGUUUUUUUAGCCCAUAGCUUCUUGGUCAUUUUCGCUACAUGUCAUUAUCAUUUACUUGCAUACUAAAACCAAGUUAAUUUAUAGCAAUCUAUACUAUGUAUUUAUUUAUUUUGACCAAAAUAGCGAAAUUUUAAA
Arabidopsis lyrata subsp. lyrata is the source of this 1195-nucleotide messenger RNA. RefSeq names its product heterodimeric geranylgeranyl pyrophosphate synthase small subunit, chloroplastic. The transcript has 2 exons. The record is from RefSeq and is a predicted model, not a curated record. Gene Ontology annotation, biological process: isoprenoid biosynthetic process. Gene Ontology annotation, molecular function: prenyltransferase activity. Bases 42 to 1004 code for a protein of 320 amino acids. Lineage: Eukaryota; Viridiplantae; Streptophyta; Magnoliopsida; Brassicales; Brassicaceae.